GUCUGGAAAUGUUAAAAAAAAGUUUUCCAUAUAAGUUAAUGGUAAUUGUUUCUUGGCUUUACACCAUUUCUGGAUGGCUCAGUUGGUUAAGUGACCAACUUCAGCUCAGGUCAAGAUCUCAUGGUUCGUGGGUUCGAGCCCCACACUGGGCUCUGUGCUGAGCACUUGCUUGGAGCCUGGAGCCUGCUUCAGAUUCUGUGUCUCCUUCUCUCUCUGCCCCUCCCCUGCUUGUGUUCUGUCUCACUCUGUCUCUCAAAAAUAAAUGUAAAAAAAAACCUUUUUUUUUUAAAGAAAGGUUUCAUAGGAACAUUCUACUAUCAGAUAGCAGGGAAAACCCAUAUCCAUACAGUAGAGUAUUAUUCAACCAUAAAAGGGGUGAAGCACUGAUAAAUGCUACAUCGAUGAAUCUUGAAAACUUUUUGCUAAUUUCAGAAAUCACACAUGUAAAGGCCACAGAUUGCAGGAUUCCAUUUCUGUGAAAUAUCCAGAAAAAGUAAAUGCAUAGAGACAGAAAGAUUCGUGAUUACCAUGGGAUGGAGGAAGGGGAGAAUGAGGAGUGGUUGCUCAAAGGGUUGGGGGUUUCCUUUAAGGGUGAUGAAAGUAGUGCUAAUGUUUGCAUAUUAUUAAUGUACUAAAUGCUAUUAAAUUUUAAGGUAUAAAAUUAGUUUUUGUUAUGUGUAUUUUACCACAAUCAAAAAUUGUGUAAUGACUGGAAAGUGUGUACAAGGAGACAUUCAGGGGUGACAUCUAAGAUGUUUAUUUUGUUUUGAGUGACGGUUAACACGGUUGUAUGCAUUUGUCAAGACUCAGCGAAUUUUACAUUGAAGAGCUGUGCGUUUUACUUUAUGUACAAUAUAAUUCAAAUUAACAAAAGAGUUCAAAGGGGUCUUUAGGGAACAAAGUGAAAAGGGUACGGGGAGCUGCCUUUUUCAUUAAAAACCUUUGCAUUACUUUUUAAAAACCAUGACUAUUAGUUAAUUUGGAAAAAAAUUAAAAUGUAAUUAAAAAUGUCCCCAUUCCGAUUCCAACCUCACCAACCAAGUUCUCCCCCUAAGCUCCAGUCCAGAGACUGACAGCCGUCCCGCGAUGCAAGGAGUCGGGCGCGAUCCACAGCCGUGGUCCCAACGGUAAACGUGUACCUGGUUUCUACCUCGGCUGUACCCCAGGGCUUGGCCACAGCAUUUGCGUCUCUGGGGCUGGGGACCGGAUUCCAGAUCCUGCCGCGGGAAGGAAAGGAGGGACGACGUCGAGGACACAAUGCGCAGCUCCACACCUGCCGAGGGCCGCCAGACGUUCCACAACGAGCCGAUCCAGGGGCGCUUUCCAACGCUCCACUCGCCCGGCCGGCCGGGCGGUGCAGCCUCUUCCUGCUCUUGGAACCAAUCACCGGCCGCCUGGCAGUGCAGGCAAAGAGCGGUGCUGGAAGCCACCGUCCGUCCAUCUUUCUUGAAGGCAGGAAGGCUCCGCCCCUCAGCCCACCUCUACCCAGUUCCCAUUCCGCCCCGCCCCGCCUAUCUCCUCUCCCACCCCACCUGCAGCGGCCAUUGUGGUUGAGGGCAAGUGGCCGCUGAGGCCAGAGAAGCCAGAUAGGCGCCAUGUUUGAUAUGAUCAAAGAAUGGCGCCCUUAAAGAAUCCAGAGACAACUGGAGCCAGGAUGUCGCCAUAUUUUCUGAAGACACCUUCCGGGUCUCUUAACCCGGCUGUCUAAAUCCAAGCUGCCAUGAAGUGAAUAAACACCGAGGGGUUUUGUUUGUCCCCAUCACACCCCCCCCGAAUCCCUAGCAGCCAGUCCCUGCUGCCUCGGUGCCCUCGACUGCGUCCGGACGCUAAGGCUGGGCGGGGCCCCGGCCUCCGGAGCCCUUCCUGUGGACGACGAAAGCUGAGGCCGCGCGCGGGGAGGCAGUGGCCUGGGGGACAGGGCGGCCGCUGCUCGGGGCCGGGAGGCCCCAUGGCGCCCCCCCCAGCCCCGCUCCUGGCGCUGAGACCGGGGGAGACCGGGGUUGGUUGUAAGAAGCCUGGGGCUGUGAGCUUCGCGGACGUGGCCGUGUACUUCUCCCCGGAGGAGUGGGGGUGUCUGCGGCCCGCGCAGCGGGCCCUGUACCGGGACGUGAUGCGGGAGACCUACGGCCACCUGGGCGCGCUCGGAUUCCCAGGCCCCAAACCAGCCCUCAUCUCUUGGAUGGAACAGGAGAGUGAGGCUUGGAGUCCCGCCGCCCAGGAUCCUGAGGAGGGGGAAAGCCUGGGAGGAGCUCUGAGAGGAGGCACCCCAAACAAGAAGGAAGAGGCAGCAGAGGAAGGGCCAGGAGCCAAGGGACCCAGAAAGACUCCUGGGAAGGAGCCUUCUAAAGAGCUGGUUAAACACAACCCUGACUGGACCGUAAGAAAGGUUUCGGCAAGAGCACAGCAACCCACCCACGCUGCCUGGAACCAGAGCACAGGUGUGCAGCCCUCGGUCCCGGUGCCCGGUGUGGACACUCAGGACAGCCAGCGGCGUCACGUGUGUGCGGACUGUGGCCGCCGCUUCACCUACCCCUCGCUGCUGGUCAGCCACCGGCGCAUGCACUCAGGGGAGCGGCCCUUCCCCUGCCCCGAGUGUGGCAUGCGCUUCAAGAGGAAGUUCGCUGUGGAAGCCCACCAGUGGAUCCAUCGCUCCUGCUCUGGGGGGCGGCGGGGUCGGAGGCCUGGGAUUCGGGCUGUGCCUCGGGCUCCGGUGCGGGGGGACCGGGACCCGCCGGUGCUGUUCCGACACUACCCGGACAUCUUUGAGGAGUGCGGGUGAGCUGCUCCAGCAGGCUGGGGUGGAGCCUGACGUUGGACUGCCUGGGCCCCCCAGGGAGGCUCCUGAGUCAGGGAUUUGGGACCCAGAAAUUCAUCCCUUGGGCUUCCCUCGAGGAUCCCUCAAGUUUUCAAACUUGUAAAAAGAAAAGUGCCUGUAAAGAUUCAAAUAGAUUAAACUUGACGCUACUCCCCUCUCAGGCUUUCCAAAAAACUGAAGAGGGUAGACUUUUCUCAAAGUGUUCAUCUCAGCAGCACAUGCCACCGAGAUCUUUCUGGGGUCUCAGAAACCAGCCCUUGCUGCUUCUCUACAGAGGAAGCAAAUGCUGAGGGGACUAAGGCCUGGGGAGGCCCCAGGGGGUGGCGAAGCCCUGGCUAAUUGACAGCAGCAGGGAGUCUGGGAAGUGAAGUGGGUGGAAAGAACACAGAUGCACCGAUCUAGUCUCUGCAACUUGUCCCCAGGCACAGCUGGUAAGUCACAUGCCAUCCCUGAGCCUCAGCUCCCUCACCUGUAAAAUAGAGAUUCAUAAUAUCUACCUCAGAGGGUUACUGUGAAGGCUGAAAUUUUAACAAGGUAGUAUGUACAACAUAGUAAUUGUGCAAUAAACAUUUGUGGGAAGAACAAA
This is a messenger RNA of Leopardus geoffroyi (Geoffroy's cat), 3401 nucleotides long. RefSeq names its product zinc finger protein 688 (gene ZNF688). Gene Ontology annotation, biological process: regulation of transcription by RNA polymerase II. Gene Ontology annotation, cellular component: nucleus. NCBI's taxonomy places the organism in Eukaryota, Metazoa, Chordata, Mammalia, Carnivora, Felidae. The coding region runs from base 1949 to 2779 and encodes 276 amino acids. The transcript has 3 exons. Gene Ontology annotation, molecular function: sequence-specific DNA binding; DNA-binding transcription factor activity, RNA polymerase II-specific. The record is from RefSeq and is a predicted model, not a curated record.